UUUCUUCUGAGUUACGACCAUUUCCCAGGAAGAGGCCUCCGUCGCCGUGUAGCCAUUUCUGGAAGCUGUAACAUUUGCAAAUAAAGGAUGCCAGAUUGCGUUUCAGGAGGUCACCAAGAAUGCACAUAUCGGUUGCUUCAUUGUGGAAAGCGAGGACUUAUGAGGUCCAAUGCUACCAUAGAUUUGUGAUGUUUUGCUAUUGGCUGGAAGGAGUAGAGUUACCUAACUAUUGAAUCUUUUAGCUAUUGAGCCUGCAGCCCUUAUAAUGCAAGUGAUUCAUGGCUGUGCGCAUUUCAUCAAUUUCAAGACUCCCCAGCUGUUUUUCAAAGAUCAAGAACUUAGCAGCUACUGGGAGAUGGCAAGAGGUUCUUUCCUGUCACCGUGAAUUGAGGGAGGCAGGAGUUCAAUUGACUGAUCCUUCUGUCUUCCCUCCCAUUCUCAAAGCAUGUUCUGCGAUAUCUUUUGAUUAUGGCAAGUCCUUUCAUGCAUCUUUGCUUAAACAGGGACUUGAUUCAUUCACUUCCUUGGGCAAUUCUAUUAUUGAUUUUUACGUGAAAUCUGGAACCCUGGGUUGUGCAAAUGAUGUUUUUGAUUGCAUGAGGAACAGAGAUUCAGUUUCUUGGAACAUAAUCAUUCAUGGACACCUUGAUCAAUGUGCUUUUGAGCAGGGGUUAGGCUUGUUUUUCCAGGCCAAAAUUACAGGAUUCAAACCUAACAUAUCCACUUUGGUGCUUGUGAUUUGUGCAUGUCGUGAACGCCAGUUAUUUGAUGAUGGGCAAAUACUUCAUGGGUAUAUUGUUCGUAGCGGGUUUUGGGCCAUCUCUUCAGUUCAGAACUCCCUUUUAUGUAUGUAUGCAGACAUCAGGAUGGAGCUUGCUCGGAAGCUCUUCAAUGAAAUGCAUCAUAGAGAUGUAAUCUCUUGGAGCGUAAUAAUUGGCUGGUAUGUGCAAAAUGGUGAAGCCAGAGUUGCUUUAGAGUUCUUCCGGCAAAUGGUAUCUGAGUUUCACAUUGAAGUGGAUGGGCCUAUAACUGUAACUAUACUCAAAGCAUGCACCAAUUUACAGAACAUUGAAAUGGGAAAUUUGGUCCAUGGCUUUGCGAUUUCGAGAGGCCUGAAAUGUGAUGUGUUUGUAGGUAACUCGUUGGUUGAUUUCUAUUCCAAGUGUGAUGAUGUUGAAUCUGCUUUUAAAGCCUUCAGCGAGAUGAGUCAAAAGAAUGUGGUAUCAUGGAAUGCUCUACUAUCUGGAUAUGUUCAAAGUGAGAAGCAUUCUGAAGCCCUGUUGUUAUUUGAUUCAAUGAGAAGGGCAGGAGUUGAAGCUGAUGAAGUAACCCUUGUCAAUCUGCUUCAAGUAUGCAAAUAUCUUAUGUUACCAUAUCAAUGCAAGUUGAUUCAUUCCAAAGUACUUAGACAAGGUUAUGAAUCAAAUGAGUUGGUCAAAAAUUCUUUAAUUGAUACAUAUGCAAAAUGCAAUUGCAUUAGUCUUGCAUGGAAGCAGUUUAGUCAGAUGAAGCACCGAGAUGCGGUCACUUGGAGCACAAUGAUUGCAGCAUUCACUUACUGGGACAUGCCUGGUGAAGCAAUUGCUCUUUUCCGAGAGAUGAAGCUGAUUGAAGAAAAUCUUAACACAGUUACCAUGUUGAAUCUUAUUGAAGCCUGCUCUCUUUUUGCAGAUCUGAACAUAUCAAAGUCUGCUCAUGGUAUUGCUAUUCGACAUGGCUUAGCUUUUGAGGUUGCAGUUGGAACUGCUGUUUUGGAUAUGUAUUCCAAAUGUGGGGCGAUACAGGCUUCAAGAAAAGCUUUUGAAUACAUGCCCCAAAAAAACAUUGUGUCAUGGGGUGCUAUGAUUGCAGCAUAUGGUAUGAAUGGCCUUCCUCGUGAUGCUUUAGCUUUACAUGCCAAAAUGGAAUCUCAGGGUCUCAAGCCCAACUUAGUAACAAGCCUUUCUCUGUUAUCUGCAUGUAGCCAUGGGGGAUUGGUUGAUGAGGGCUUGUCUGUCUUUGAGAAUGUGAUACAAGAAUAUGGUGUUGAAAUUGGGGUGGAACAUUAUUCGUGUCUUGUGGACUUGUUGGCUCGAUCUGGAAAGUUUGAUAGUGCAAUGGAUUUUAUCAACAAAAUACCUUGUACAGUAAAGCCUAGCGCUAGUGCAUGGAGUGCAAUCUUGAGCGGUUGUAGGAACUCUGGUAAUAGGGAGGUUGGGGCUGGUGCUUUAGCUCAUAUUCUUGAAUUGGAGCCAUCUAGUAGUGCUGGAUAUGUGCUGGCAUCUAACAUGUAUGCUUCUGGUGGUUUAUGGUCGGAUGCUGUCACUAUGAGAUUGUUGGGCAAGAAAAGUGGGGUGAAGGUACUCGCUGGGUACAGUUUGGUUCAUGUGAACAAUAGGGCAUACAGGUUUGUUGCAGGAGAUAAACAUGAUCCAUUAUCUGAUAAGUUGUGUAUUUUUAUUGAACAAUUACAUUCGUGGAUGAAGAUUGAGAAUACAGAUCAUGAUAAUAUAUUGGGAACAAAAAUGAAGGAAGUUAAAUCCUGUUCUUCCGGUUUUCGCCUACAACAACAGCUAGAACAGUUUGUGGAUGCUGGUACCUGAUUUCUAAGGGUAGAUUCAUUCUUUUUUGUAUCUAACUGCAUGAUGUAGCAUUGCAACCCUGGAAUCCGUCUACCGGUUCUUUUUUACAGAGGCAUUAUGUAAGCAUCAUUUAUCUGUAGCUAGUUUUAGUUGACAGGACAAUGUAAUUCAAUAAGAUUUUGUGCAUUGAUACUUGAGGACAGAUGACACUAAACAAUGGUGACCUUAUCCUGCCAAAUAGUUUAAACAAGCAUUUGGAGAGUUGUUAA
This is a messenger RNA of Coffea eugenioides, 2830 nucleotides long. RefSeq names its product pentatricopeptide repeat-containing protein At2g17210-like. The transcript is spliced from 2 exons. Gene Ontology annotation, biological process: RNA modification. Gene Ontology annotation, molecular function: protein binding; RNA binding. The record is from RefSeq and is a predicted model, not a curated record. Bases 279 to 2582 code for a protein of 767 amino acids. Lineage: Eukaryota; Viridiplantae; Streptophyta; Magnoliopsida; Gentianales; Rubiaceae.